Molecule: messenger RNA, 636 nt
Organism: Naegleria fowleri
Lineage: Eukaryota; Heterolobosea; Eutetramitea; Acrasida; Naegleriidae
Exons: 1
Coding region: 1-636 (211 amino acids)
Biological process (GO): Ras protein signal transduction
Cellular component (GO): plasma membrane
Molecular function (GO): GTP binding; GTPase activity; GDP binding
Source: RefSeq, a predicted model, not a curated record
AUGACCACCAGCAUGACAUCCUCAUUGUCUACCCUCACAGUAUAUCACAUUGCUGUAGUGGGCUCAGAAAAUGUUGGAAAAUCGGCGCUCACCAUUCAAUACAUUCAACACAUCUUCACUGAGGAAUACGACCCAACUAUUGAAGACUCUUACACGAAACGAACACGAAUUGAUAACAAGGCAUGCUUGUUGGAGAUUGUCGAUACAUCAGGUCAAGACGAAUACAAGAUUUUACGAGACUCAUACAUGAGAAGUGCCUCUGCUUUUCUCUUGGUGUUGAGUGUGACUGAUCGAAAGAGUAUGUAUGCCAUCCGAGAAUUUCACGAACACAUUUUACGAGUGAAGGAACACGAAGAGAAACCAAUGGUUCUCGUUUGUAAUAAGUGUGACUUGGAUUCACAGCGAGAAUGUUUCAUGCAGGAAGCGAGAAUGUUGGCAAAGGAUUUGGGAAUUCCUCACGUCAUUGAAACCUCUGCCAAAACGAGAUGGAAUGUCAAAGAGGCAUUUGAACUCUGGGUACGAGAAACUAGAAAAGCUUCUGAAGAGGGCCUCCAGAGCUUGGCUCAUCCUAUUGGAGAGGGAAACAUCUUGAAGACGAGAUCCAAGCGCAAAUUACGACCAUGUGUGGUGAUGUAA